UCUUCCUCCCCAACCACUCCUUCCCCCAGUCCUUACUCCCCUGUCUCCUCUCUUGUCCCUGCCCCUCACUUCACCUCCCCCAGUCCAAGUUCCUCCUGCUCCUCUUCUCCAGCAAACACCUUCUCACCACCUGAGUGGCUCUGUCAGUCUGACCCCACCUUCCUUCUCCCAUCAUCCUCCAUUUACUGGAACUCAAACUGCCUGAUGCAGAAAGAGAAGGGAGGAGGAGGAGGAGGAAAUGUGCCAGAGGACAGGAAGCUGCAGGAGCAGCAGGAGGAGGAACAUGUGCCACAGAUACCUGAGAUGAAUGCUGUCAGGGAGCAGGACCUCCUUCAUUAUUGCAAACAAUUUACCACAAAGAAGGAGGAAGCAGGGACUGAUGAUAGCUCCCCCUGCAGGCUUGGAGUGCUGCGCCGGACGCGCUCUGACGGCGCUCUGCUUCAGGAACCUCCUCUGGAUCGGUUCCUGUCAGACAGCGUAAUUCAUUCCAUCACCCCCCCUCUGACCUCUGACCCUGUCCUCAGCCUAGGUGUUGCCCACCAACCCCCCUGCACCCACAGAGGAGGCAGUACUCUGCACCACAAGCUGCUGCUCAGUGGCACUAAGGAACCAGAAUUUAAAAAUCAACAACUGAGAUCCAAGACCAAGAGUCUGUAAGGAAACACACACACACACACA
Molecule: messenger RNA, 678 nt
Organism: Thalassophryne amazonica
Lineage: Eukaryota; Metazoa; Chordata; Actinopteri; Batrachoidiformes; Batrachoididae
Exons: 3
Source: RefSeq, a predicted model, not a curated record